CUAUACCUACUCAACAACCCCACCAUCCAAAGAACAAUGGCCAGCACGAUAGCCCGCACUGAGGAACGCCAGAGCGCUGGGUGAGUAGUACUACUGCGAGUCUAUUCCCUCGCUGACAUCACACCCCUCCUUCCUCUUCCCCCUCCUCCGUUUCCUCCGUUCCCUCCUUGUCCACCGCCCAACUACUGCUAUGUGAACUUCACCCACCACCAAAACCACCACCACCACCACCACCACCAACUUCUUACUACCGGGCCGGUUGCCAAACACUCAUCUACCAACCCGCCCCGCUUCUACCUUUCCCCUCUCCCCAGUCCCGCGAUCGCGUUUCCUACCAAUUCGUGAUCAAGAUCAAAGAUUCCGUUGAAUUUGCCCUUUUUUCUGUCAUUUUCUGCCGUUUCCCGAUUCUACGUAAUUUUCUCCAAUCGACAGACAUCAGAUCCUUGCAAUUAUCAGCCAGUCCCUGCCGACUUGAGAAGCUAAUAUGGACUUCGAACGCAGCAACGCCGAACUCAAAGAUGACACCGUCAUUGUAGUACUAGGUGCAUCCGGAGAUCUUGCGAAGAAGAAGACUUUCCCCGCGCUCUUCGGCCUCUACCGCAACAAGUUCCUGCCCAAGGGCAUCAAGAUCGUCGGCUAUGCCCGGACAAACAUGGAUCACGAAGAAUAUCUGAGACGUGUGCGCUCAUACAUCAAGACUCCCACCAAGGAAAUCGAAGAGCAACUGGAUAGCUUCUGCCAGUUCUGCAGCUACAUCUCCGGCCAGUACGACAAGGAUGACUCUUUCAUCAACCUCAACAAGCACCUCGAGGAGGUGGAGAAAGGCCAGAAGGAGCAGAACAGAAUCUUCUACAUGGCACUUCCCCCCAGUGUCUUCACCACCGUCUCCGACCAGUUGAAGCGCAACUGCUACCCCAAGAGCGGCGUUGCUCGCAUCAUCGUUGAGAAGCCCUUCGGUAAGGACCUGCAGAGCUCGCGCGACCUCCAGAAGGCCCUCGACCCCAACUGGAAGGAGGAGGAGAUCUUCCGUAUCGACCACUACCUGGGUAAGGAGAUGGUCAAGAACAUCCUCAUCAUGCGCUUCGGAAACGAAUUCUUCAACGCCACAUGGAACCGCCACCACAUUGAUAACGUUCAGAUCACUUUCAAGGAGCCUUUCGGCACUGAGGGUCGUGGCGGUUACUUCGAUGAGUUCGGUAUCAUCCGUGAUGUGAUGCAAAACCACCUUCUGCAGGUCUUGACCCUGCUCGCUAUGGAGCGCCCUAUCUCCUUCUCUGCUGAGGAUAUCCGUGACGAGAAGGUCCGUGUUCUCCGCGCAAUGGACGCCAUUGAGCCCAAGAACGUCAUCAUCGGUCAGUACGGAAAGUCGCUGGACGGCAGCAAGCCCGCCUACAAGGAGGAUGAGACCGUCCCCCAGGACUCUCGUUGCCCCACCUUCUGCGCCAUGGUUGCCUACAUCAAGAACGAGAGAUGGGAUGGCGUUCCUUUCAUCCUGAAGGCCGGAAAAGCCUUGAACGAGCAGAAGACCGAGAUCCGUAUCCAGUUCCGUGACGUCACGUCUGGAAUCUUCAAGGACAUUCCCCGCAACGAGCUCGUUAUCCGUGUCCAGCCCAACGAGUCCGUCUACAUCAAGAUGAACUCCAAGUUGCCUGGUCUGUCCAUGCAGACUGUGGUGACCGAGCUCGACCUCACCUACCGUCGCCGCUUCUCCGACCUCAAGAUCCCCGAAGCCUACGAGUCCCUGAUCCUCGACGCCUUGAAGGGCGACCACUCCAACUUCGUCCGUGACGAUGAAUUGGAUGCUAGCUGGAGAAUCUUCACCCCUCUUCUACACUACCUUGACGACAACAAGGAGAUCAUCCCCAUGGAAUACCCCUACGGAUCCCGUGGACCCGCUGUUCUGGAUGACUUCACGGCCUCUUUCGGCUACAAAUUCAGCGAUGCCGCUGGCUACCAGUGGCCCUUGACCUCUACCCCCAACCGGUUGUAAAUCAUGGCAUAGCCAUUAGGACCGCCUCAAGUUGAAAAGGGGUCUAACGAAUGAAGUAAAAUGUCAGACUAAGUUAUGAAAAAAAAAAUGUUAAUGCUAUGGGGCGAGAUCUACGGCAAGACCGGACAUGUGGGUUGAUAUGACAGGAAUGCAAGCUUAACGGUACUGUUCAUCGGUCGGUCGGGCAAUGACUGGAGUUACUGUUUACAACCCCUUCUAUUUCUUAGAAACGAAUGCAGAGCACGUUACGAAUCAUAUGAGUCUGGUCUGGUCAUGGCGUGGUGUUUAGAGAUGGCAUGGCGUGGUUCAGGAUGGCUGUC
Aspergillus uvarum CBS 121591 is the source of this 2310-nucleotide messenger RNA. Its product is annotated as glucose-6-phosphate dehydrogenase. Gene Ontology annotation, biological process: glucose metabolic process; pentose-phosphate shunt, oxidative branch. NCBI's taxonomy places the organism in Eukaryota, Fungi, Ascomycota, Eurotiomycetes, Eurotiales, Aspergillaceae. The record is from RefSeq and is a predicted model, not a curated record. Gene Ontology annotation, cellular component: cytosol. Gene Ontology annotation, molecular function: glucose-6-phosphate dehydrogenase activity; NADP binding. The coding region runs from base 485 to 1990 and encodes 501 amino acids. The transcript is spliced from 8 exons.